AUGGAUGCGAUCGAGUGCUUGGUGCGUUACGGCCAACGCAAAAUCGUGGUCACUGUGGGAGGAGAGCGCAGGCGCCCCGAUUUGAUCAGAAGCCUUGCGCAUAAAGAAGCGUUCCAGGGGCUGGACCUCCAAUCAAGCGACAUCCUGGUUUACCAUGCUGGAUUCGGCACCGACGUUGAUCUUAUGGAGGACAUGGUCCUCCAAGACAAGGCGCAGCUGACAGUUGUGCAGGAUGCAUCGCAGUACAGGGUCAUGGACGUCAUCGUCCAAGAAGCCCCCGGACCGUCGAGAGUUUCCGUGAAGGACCGAUCGACAUACAGUUUCCCUCCAGUCCCCUUGGACAUUGUGCAGUCCCUUGGAAAGCACAAGAAGGGACACCACUUAUCGUGCAGGGGCAGGAUCAUCGAGUGGUUGUACCACGAUUUGUGCCUUUAUGAUCUGUUUCCAGAGAAGCUAUAUGAGGUAGCGGCAAGGGGGCUCGUGAGGACCUUCCCGGAGCUCUCGGACUCAACUGGAACAGGAUGUGACUCGUGGCGCAUAGCCUUGCGCUUCAAGGCCAAGCGAGAGAGGCGCAAGCUUCGGGAGCGUGCCAGGCAGGACGACGACUGCGAGGGCGAGGUGCGGCCACCAAAGGCCUCCAGGCCACCCCGAGACCCCACACCAAGGCGUGUCACCAGGCCUGGCACUGACAUAGUGCUGCCAAUGGAUGGGGAGGACGCUAACAGCAUCCAGGGGCACGUCUUGGAGAUGCAAAGAGAACUCCAAAAGCCCAAGCCCAACAUGACAUAUGUGGAAGACUCCAUGGCGCGGACGCUGGCCACACGAAGGCUGUGGGUCACAGUCGAACACCCAACUGUGGCGGCGAUUGUGGACAAGUACCCUGCACUGCGGCAUGGUACUUUUGUGCAGCAAGAGUUCACAGCGGUCACUGGCAAGACCAUAGAAGAUAGGCUGAUGUCUGGCCUAGUGAAUAGCAGCUUGAGGGUCUUGGAGGCAGCCAGGGGCAAGCGACACCUCGCUGGUUUUUUCCAGGACUUCGACAACCGGUUUCUUAGCGCUGAGUCUAACCCAGAAGAUGAAAUGCUGUUCAGGGCUGCGCUGCAGGCACUGCCAUCCUUGGUGAAGGAAAGGAGCCUGUCCUUCCUCUACCCAGAUGACCCUGCGGCACAGCCAACGUACCCGGCCAUUGGCUACGAGGGCGACGACGUCUACGACGCGACUUCAUUUUUUGUUUGUGUGGAUGAGCUUCGGGUUCAGGAACACACUCUGCUGGGGGCUGUCGGCACGAUGACAGCUCUUUACUGGACCCUGAACAUGGAAUUCAAUCCCAAGGCUGCAAAGACACUGCAGCUAUUGUCACACCUCAUUGGUGUCAAAUCCGGUCUUACAGCCAGCCCUCUUGUUCUUGUGGCUCUAGGAAUCAUAGAUGGCUGAGCCGGCAUUGUGCAAGUGUACAUGUGUUUGUAAGAUUUUUUUGUUUUAAUAUUCUGAAAGUGUUUCAGAGUGCAGUGGAUGUUUCGUAAUUAAUCAUCUUUUAGUUUCCUCAUCAUGUCCAAUGCCUGUUUAGUAACUUGUUUUGUAGAAUUUUGGUCUAGUAUUUUGGUUUUCAUAUUUUUCAGGGUUUGAUUACCCUGAGUUUGUAUUUUUCACAUGUAUCUAUUCUGUUCAGAAUACCAAUGUCACUUUUUGAGGGCGACAUCUGUAA
Molecule: messenger RNA, 1705 nt
Organism: Ixodes scapularis (black-legged tick)
Lineage: Eukaryota; Metazoa; Arthropoda; Arachnida; Ixodida; Ixodidae
Exons: 9
Coding region: 1-1434 (477 amino acids)
Source: RefSeq, a predicted model, not a curated record